AUGGCUAGUACUAGUAAAGCAUCAAAGAAGGAAUUGAAGCAAAAGGAGCUAAAACAGAAGGAAGAAGCUAAGGCUGCUAAGGCUGCCAAGGCUUCCAAACCUUCCAAGUCUGCUAAGGCCGCUAAGACUUCCAAGUCUACUAAGUCUGCUAAGGCUGCUAAGGUUGAAAGUGAAUCCUCUGACAGUUCUUCUGGCAGUGAUUCCGAUUCAGAAAGCUCCAGUGAUGACGAAGAUGACAAGAAGUCCAGUAGUUCUUCUAGUUCUGAUGAGUCUAGUAGUGAUGACGAAUCUGAGGAAGAGAAGAGUAAGAAGAAGACAUCUAAAAAGGAAGAAUCUAGUAGUGAAUCUGACUCCGACUCUGACUCUGAAUCUAGCUCUGAUGAAUCUGAAGAAGACAAGAAAGAAUCUAAGAAGGAAUCAUCUUCUGAUGAAUCCAGCUCUGACGAAUCUGAAGAAGACAAGAAAGAGUCCAAGAAAGAAUCAUCUUCUGAUGAGUCCAGCUCUGAUGAAGAAGAAGACAAAAAGGAUUCUAAGAAGGACUCAUCCUCUGAUGAAUCCAGCUCUGAAUCUAGCUCUGAUGAAGAAGAUUCUAAGUCUAGCUCCAGUUCUUCAUCUGAAGAAGCAUCAAAACCAUCUAAGCGUAAGGCAGAAGUCGACGAAGAACAAGAAGAAUCUUCCAAGAAAGCUAAGUUGUCUGGUGAACCAGCUACUAUCUUCGUGGGACGUUUGUCUUGGAACAUUGAUGAUCAAUGGUUAAAGAAUGAAUUUGAACACAUUGGUGGUGUUCAAAGUGCCAGAGUCAUCUAUGAACGUGGAUCAACCAGAUCUCGUGGUUACGGUUACGUCGAUUUCACUGAUAAAUCCUACGCUGAAAAGGCUGUUAAGGAAAUGCACGGUAAGGAAUUAGACGGUAGACCAAUCAACUGUGACAUGUCUACCAGUAAACCUACCGUUAACCCAAGAGAAGAUCGCGCAAAGAGAUUCGGUGAUAUGCCAUCUGAACCUUCUGACACUCUUUUCCUUGGUAACCUUUCCUUCAAUGCUGAUCGUGAUCAAAUUUACGAAUUAUUUAGCCCUCACGGUGAAGUCAUCUCUGUGCGUAUUCCAACACAUCCAGAGACUGAGCAACCAAAGGGUUUUGGUUACGUUCAAUAUGCCAGUGUGGAUUCUGCUCAAAAGGCAUUGGAAACUCUACAAGGUGAAUACAUCGAUAACAGACCUGUAAGGCUCGAUUUCUCCACACCAAAGACCGGUAACGGUGGUGGUAACAGAGGCGCACCAAGAGGUGGUGCCAGAGGUGGUGGUAACAGAGGUGGAUUCAGAACUGGUUCCGGUGCAAACUCAGCACCUUUGGGCAAGGGUAAGAACAGUGCUCCUUUCAAGGGAUCUAAGAAGACCUUUGAUUAA
Molecule: messenger RNA, 1407 nt
Organism: Zygosaccharomyces rouxii
Lineage: Eukaryota; Fungi; Ascomycota; Saccharomycetes; Saccharomycetales; Saccharomycetaceae
Gene: NSR1
Product: Nsr1p
Exons: 1
Coding region: 1-1407 (468 amino acids)
Cellular component (GO): cytosol
Molecular function (GO): mRNA binding
Source: RefSeq, a predicted model, not a curated record